Molecule: messenger RNA, 1600 nt
Organism: Alnus glutinosa
Lineage: Eukaryota; Viridiplantae; Streptophyta; Magnoliopsida; Fagales; Betulaceae
Product: mitochondrial adenine nucleotide transporter ADNT1
Exons: 8
Coding region: 246-1310 (354 amino acids)
Biological process (GO): transmembrane transport
Source: RefSeq, a predicted model, not a curated record
CAUAAUGGCAAUCCCAUAGUGAAGCCCUCAUUUUCGGCAACCAGAGCCGUCACUACCACACUCUGCGACUGCACAGAGAAAUGCAAAAGGCUUGCCUUUUGAUAUAAUCGCCGGAGAUCACAACCGAUUGAUCGUCGCGGAACUUUGAGAUCGAGCGCAACGACUACGUAGAGUACGCAGCGAGGACUUCGUUUUCUUUCGCUGCUUAUUUUCCUAAGGGUUUUUCGUUUUUCUUUCUUCUCGUAAUGGCUUCGGAGGACGUGAAGACGAGCGAAUCGGCGGUGUCGACGAUUGUGAAUCUGGCGGAGGAGGCGAAGCUGGCGAGAGAGGGCGUGAAGGCUCCGAGCUACGCUGUUCUCAGUAUUUGCAAGUCUCUGUUCGCAGGUGGAUUCGCCGGAGGACUGUCACGCACAGCUGUUGCUCCUUUGGAAAGGUUGAAAAUAUUGCUACAGGUCCAGAAUCCCCAUAACAUAAAAUACAAUGGAACACUUCAAGGCUUGAAAUACAUAUGGAGAACUGAGGGUCUUCGUGGACUGUUCAAAGGAAACGGUACUAACUGUGCACGUAUUGUACCAAACUCUGCGGUCAAGUUCUUCAGCUAUGAGCAGGCUUCAGAGGGAAUCUUGCAUCUGUAUAGGCAGCAAACUGGCAAUGAAGAUGCUCAGCUUACUCCUCUUUUGCGUCUUGGGGCUGGGGCAUGUGCUGGAAUAAUUGCCAUGUCUGCAACUUACCCAAUGGACAUGGUACGAGGCAGGCUAACUGUACAGACAGAAAAGUCUCCUUUCCAGUACAGAGGAAUUUUCCAUGCUCUAUCAACUGUGUUCCGGGAAGAAGGUCCACGGGCUUUGUACAAGGGCUGGCUUCCUUCUGUUAUUGGAGUUAUUCCUUAUGUGGGUCUCAACUUUGCUGUGUAUGAAUCUUUAAAGGAUUGGUUGAUUAAAACUAAACCAUAUGGACUGGUUGAUAACUCUGAGUUGAGCGUGGGAACACGGCUGGCAUGUGGGGCUGCUGCUGGAACUGUAGGACAAACUGUUGCUUAUCCUCUUGAUGUCAUACGUCGACGAAUGCAGAUGGUGGGAUGGAAUAAUGCUGCUUCUGUUGUCAUUGGUGAUGGGAGGAGCAAGGCCUCACUCGAAUAUACUGGUAUGGUUGAUGCAUUCAGGAAAACUGUUCGGCAUGAGGGCUUUGGGGCAUUGUACAAGGGUUUGGUCCCCAAUUCUGUGAAGGUAGUUCCAUCUAUAGCAAUUGCAUUUGUGUCAUACGAGAUGGUGAAGGACAUUCUGGGAGUUGAGAUCAGAAUCUCUGACUGAAGUGUGGGGAACUUCAUAAUAAUUAUUGAAGAAGUGUGCUAUUUUUGUAGGCAAGGGGGUAGAGAGAGGUAAACUAGGGGUAAUUUCUUCCUUCUGGUUUCUCCAAGAAUUAGUUAGAAGCACGUUUGAGCAUGUGUUUAUAUAUUAUUUUCCCUUGUUUUCCUAGCCAUGUUUCCUUAUGAACAUGCUGUAGUUUUCAGCUUCUCAUUGAUAUUCUGUGUCAAUAAAUGUUUCGACAAUGCAAGAACGCAUUUGCAUGCCUUUCCAGCUAAGAAAGCUUUUUCUCAGUA